Eurytemora carolleeae is the source of this 3237-nucleotide messenger RNA. RefSeq lists its product as uncharacterized. Bases 1636 to 3012 code for a protein of 458 amino acids. Gene Ontology annotation, biological process: proteasome-mediated ubiquitin-dependent protein catabolic process; regulation of proteolysis. Gene Ontology annotation, cellular component: cytoplasm. Lineage: Eukaryota; Metazoa; Arthropoda; Copepoda; Calanoida; Temoridae. The transcript has 11 exons. Gene Ontology annotation, molecular function: ubiquitin protein ligase binding. The record is from RefSeq and is a predicted model, not a curated record.
GAAGAGGUCCUUGGAGGGUCAAUAAAAGCUCACAAGUUUCUCCUUUCCUUGAUUUCUCCAGUAUUCAGAAACCAGUUCUAUGGAUCGCUUGCAAGCACUCACCAGGAAAUAGAGGAGGUGGAGAUUAAUGAUUGCUCCUAUGUAGUGUUCGAGCAGAUGUUGAAGCUUAUUUAUGAUGAUACAAUGGAUUUUUAUGAGAAGCAUAUCCAGAACAGUAUUGAUGUGGAACUGCUGUUUGAGUUGCUACGGCUAGCAGAUAAAUACCAGAUUGAAGGUUUGGCUGCACUAGUGAAGAACAGGAUAGCUACAGUACCGGUGUCCUCUCAAAACGCAGUUUCUAGAAAUCAUUGAACAGUAUAAAGAUCUUCUAAACUUUGAGGAUAUCUGCAUAAAUCUCAGUCAUCGCAUCUUCAAUACAAUGUUUGGUACUUGGAGAUAUUCCACUGAUGUUCUUAACUUUUGGUCUAUAAAUCAAGACAAGGCAGAGACGGUUGAUAUUCUGUUCGAGAUGUGUUUUUCUAUAGCAAGCAAAGGAUUGUUUGCUAUUGAAAACAAGAAUUUUCCAAUUAAUACAAGUUACAGGUUAAAAGAUGUUGACUAUUGUAAUCUGUUUGUUGAGCAAGAUUUUGAAGGAGACACCUUCCUUGAUGUUGAGUUCCAUGUUUUGGAUAAGAAGGGUCAAGUGGAAAAGAUCAGAGGUCACAAGCUACUUUUGGCAUUAGUUUCUCCUGUUUUUAAACAAGAAUUUUAUGGAUCUCCAAGUGAUAUUGUGGAUGGGGAGAAGGUUCAAGUUGUUAAUUUAAAAGAAGAGUUCCCAGCUGAAGUCUUAAGGAUUAUGAUAGAGUUCAUUUAUGAAAGUAAAGGGAAGAGCAUGAGAGCAGAACUUGGUAAGGAGAAUGCUGAGAAUUUGUUCAUGUUGCUGAACAUAUCUUAUAGAUAUCUCCUUCCAGCACUCUCUGAGAUGGUCAUUACAGUAAUCCGUGAAAUUCCAAUCUCAUCUGCCAAUGCAAUUGAGGUUCUAGCAAUUACCAAGAAAUUUGAAGAUCAACCCAGUGUAUCUUCAACAUGCAGUGAUCUGAAACAGAGGCUAGUGACGUCAAUGGCAUUUAAAUUAUUGCAAACUCCUGUUGACGUCCUGAAAUUCUGGUCUGAGAAUAAAGACAAUAAAGAUCUAGUUUGUGAUUUGUUUGCCGAGCUUAAUACUCCUGCUCUACAAGCCUAUCCUUAUAACAAUGAUCAAUGGUAACUUACAUGGCCAUUGGCCACUAAAUCAAAGAGAAGAAUUAUAAUAUACUUAAACAUUAAAGUUAUCAUUGACAUAUUUGGUCUAUAUUUUAUUCUUUGUCUUAAAAAUCAUGAGAAAAUAAAUUUUUUCUUCUCUCUUAUCAGAUGAUUUUUUGUAAUAUUAAAGCUUUUGUUAUACUCAUAUUAAUUAUCUUCCAAGCUAUUAAGGUAUUAUCAGUAUAAUGCGCUCAAAGGCUGUUCUUAAAUUGAGUUGUUCUUCACAGCCUGAAUGCCAGUGAACUGACAUUUUUUUAUUUUGUAUAUUUUUUAGUGCAAACUUAGCUAUUUUUUUCAGAAAUUUAAAUUAAAAAAUGCUUUAGCCAGUUUUAAAUCAGCAAAAUUAAGAGCAAAAUGUCGCAGUUAAAUCUUGUAAACUUUUCCGAGGUCUUUAAAGAUGCACAGGAAACUGGGAUAAAAUCUUUGUUAGAUUGUUCCCCUGAUGUUAACUUUCAAUUUUACGAUGAGGAGGGUGUCCUAGAGAGUUCCAUCAAAUGCCACAAGCUCUUGCUGUCAUUGGUAUCGCCUGUUUUCAAAAAACAGUUUUUUGGGUCUCUUGCUUCAACCACUGAGAAAUUAGAAUUGGUAGAGAUUAAAGAUUUUUCUUUUGAAGGGUUUACACAGAUGAUGAAACUCAUUUAUGAUACUGCGGAUAAUAUGUUUGAAAAACUGUUCUAUGACAUUCUUGAUGUUGCAUUGUUGUUCGAGAUACUAAGGCUUGCUGAUAAAUAUCAGAUUGAAGAUUUAGCUGCGUUAGCAAAAACCAGAAUAGCUACAGUUCCGUUGUCAGAUGAAAAUGCCCUGGAGGUUCUUGAAGUUACUGAGCAACAUAAAGAUCUUCUAAACUUUGAGGAAAUCUGCAAAGCUAUUAAUCUAAGAUUAGCUAUAACUAUGAAAAGCACUUGGACAUCUUCUGCUGAUGUUGAUUCAUUCUGCAAUCUCUAUAAAGACAGGGUUGAUCUUGUGAAUAUUUUGAUUAGCAAUGUGUACAGAGUUACACUAGACGGACGUGUGACAUACCCAAGAAUAAAGAUUCCUGAAGUUACUACAUCUUACAUGCUGAAGUAUAUAGACUAUCAGAAGUUUCUGGAGCAAUCAGAGGAAGAGGAAGAAGAAAGCUUUCAUGAUGUUGAGUUUCAAAUUACUGAUAAGAAAAGUGGAGAGGAAUCAAUCAGAGCACACAAGAUUCUUCUGGGAUUAGUUUCUCCAGUUUUCAAGAAAAUGUUUUUUGGGUUUCUGAGUCGGCGGACAGAUGGUGUUGAGGUCGUCAAGGUUAAAGAAAAAUCUGCAAAUGUGUUUAAGACCAUGGUCAAGUUUAUUUAUAAGAAUGAAAGUGAUCUAAGUGAGAUUGAUCAUGAAUUUGACUUUAAAAAUGUAGAUGCUUUGUUUGAGUUGUUUCAAACUUCAACCAAAUAUCAGUUGACAGGUUUGUGUGCCCUCGUUAAGUCCAAAAUUCUGGAUUUUCCUGUCUCCACUAAGAAUGCUGUUGAGGUGUUUGAAGUUCUUAAGAAGUAUAGGGAUGAAUCCAACCUGUCUACUAUAUGUGCUGAGUUGAAGGAAAGGCUGAUCACUACCCUUGUAACAUGGGAAUCCCCUGUUGAGGUUCUUUUGUUUUGGACAGAGAACAAGGACAAUGAAGAUUCAGUGAAGGAAAUCUUUGAUUGUUGUUUCCUAAGGUAUUCUCAAGAGCAGAGUCAGCUUUGUGAAAUGUAUAAAAAGUUUUAUAACUAGUUUUUGUCUUGUGAUUUUUCUUCAAGAUUUGUUGUAUUAUUUCCUUCCUGCAUAGAUUGAGUAUAUUUUACUUUUUAUUGUCUAAAAUGCUUACUUUAACUAAUCAUUCUGUGAAGUUAAAUUAGAGCUAGUUGGUGUUUCGAAAAUCUGCAUUUUUUGCAGUUUUUAUAUUGAAAAAUACAGUUAAGGUAUUUACUAUUUGUUAUGUAUUUUUCUUUUCAGAAA